Molecule: messenger RNA, 1388 nt
Organism: Gossypium arboreum
Lineage: Eukaryota; Viridiplantae; Streptophyta; Magnoliopsida; Malvales; Malvaceae
Exons: 10
Coding region: 122-1168 (348 amino acids)
Biological process (GO): CAAX-box protein processing
Cellular component (GO): membrane
Molecular function (GO): metalloendopeptidase activity
Source: RefSeq, a predicted model, not a curated record
AUUAGAGAAGUUGAGGGACCUAUCUUUGUUUUUCCGCGUAACGUAACCUUAUCCCCACACGCCUUGCCUGGAUAUCUCUGCUUGAAUUCGUUAACUCCAAACUUCCGAUCAAACCCAAACAAUGGUUGCGACAAUGAUUACAAGCUUACCUCGGUUUUGCUUCUCUGCUUCGACCAAAACCUUCGCCAAGCGAACUCCCCCCUUUCUUUAUAACAGGCCAAACACUCUUUUAUUAAAGUUCCCAAACACUUGUACCACCUUACCUUCUCUUACUUGUACCACCUUACCUUCUCUUACUCCCUCAAAACUGCUUCCUUUUUGCUUCUUCAAUGCUGGAAAAGACAAUCCCGAUUUCCAGCAAAAGGAAGAGACUGAAUUGGGGUGGCCAAUACUCAAGCGAUGGGAGGUUCCAUGGGAGUGGCAAACAGUCUCAUUAACUUCACUUGCAUGUGGAUUAAGUUUUAUUUUGACAGGAUUAAUAGAGACAGCAGCUAUACCUUAUCUAGGACUUAAUAUUGAAGAACUAAGUUUGGACCAGAAGGCUGAGAUACUGUUUGUGGAUCAAAGCAUUACAACUAUAGUGGUACUUGGAGUUCUUUAUGGUGUAGCCAACACUUUUCAACCCCUUCCUGAAGACCUAUUUCGCUAUGAUUUUAAGGAACCUUUCAACCUAAAGAAAGGAUGGCUUUUGUGGGCAGCAAUUGGUCUUGUUGGUGCUCUUAUUGCUAUUGCUUUAACAGGGGCUGCCAUGUCCUUGUUUCGUGGUGAGGACUCUCAAAGAGAGACUGAUGCUCUGGUCCGUUUGCUUCCAUUGAUUGGAUCCUCAAGUAUCAGCACUGCUUGCUUGGUGGGCAUCACAGGUGUUCUGGCACCAGUUCUUGAGGAGACGGUAUUUCGAGGCUUUUUUAUGACAUCCCUGACAAAAUGGGUGCCUACACCAGUUUCUGUAAUUGUUAGUGCUGCUGUAUUUGCACUUGCACAUCUUACUCCCGGAGAGUUUCCUCAGCUAUUUGUACUAGGGACUGCUUUGGGGUUUUCAUAUGCUCAAACUCGCAAUCUGGUGACUCCUAUCACAAUACAUGCUUUCUGGAACUCGGGAGUGAUUUUGCUUCUUACCUUUCUUCAGUUGCAAGGGUAUGAUAUCAAGGAAUUGUUGCAGGCGACCUGAUUAAAUGGAGAAGCUUAUUUCCAGGUGAUAAUGGAGCCUUAUUUAGCUGAGAGUCCGUAAUGUGUAAUUGGAAAACCGAAUUUUAUUUUCAUUGAGUUGAAAUUAUGAUUGUGUUUAAAUCCAAAGCUGCUAGCAUGAUUGUUGAAAUCAUGUGCAUGUGUAAAGUUGAUCAGUGAACUCGCAAGCAAAAGAAAUUAUGAAGACAGAUUCUUCAGCACAA